This is a messenger RNA of Penicillium brevicompactum, 2049 nucleotides long. RefSeq lists its product as uncharacterized. Gene Ontology annotation, biological process: negative regulation of transcription by RNA polymerase II. Gene Ontology annotation, cellular component: Sin3-type complex. Gene Ontology annotation, molecular function: histone deacetylase binding. Bases 1 to 2049 code for a protein of 682 amino acids. NCBI's taxonomy places the organism in Eukaryota, Fungi, Ascomycota, Eurotiomycetes, Eurotiales, Aspergillaceae. The record is from RefSeq and is a predicted model, not a curated record. The transcript is spliced from 4 exons.
AUGGAUGACGAUGGGCGGUCAAGCAGCUUGAGUGAGAUUGACGACGUCUCGGACAACGAGCCGUCCGACUUCGAAGAUCCCAUUAAAUCGGACAGGCCAAUGGAGAAUGAUUCGGAGGCCGAAACCGAGCGAAUCGAAGAUUCUCCGCACAACGUUCGGAAAAGAGACAUCGUGUUGAGUGCAGGCAGUGCUGGUCCAAGUCCGAGCAAGCUUCACCAAUCUACAACGUUGGAUGAUGUCGACGACGACACACUCAUGGCAGAUGAUUCACCAAGCAAACGCCGACCCUCGAAGAACAACGGAUUGACCGACGACAUCCCACACCUUGGCGAUUCCGAGCUUCCAGAUAGCAUUGGAAAGAAACGAAAACGCGUUGAGAUCGGCGACGAAAUCACUACCGAACUGGGAGACGAAGAGGAGCCCAUCAAAAAGCGGCGGAGCUCGAUCAAGAGUGAUCUCAGCGACCCCAUUGACGACGAUACCCCACUGUCGCCGGAGCCGCUCGAUGACACAUUGGCGAUCAACGACGAUGAUACCCCGGCGGAUGAUGCGCCGGAGCUGGAUCCCCCAGUCGCCCCGCCACUCAAGGGCAAAAAGAGCAAAAAGGGUGAGUGGAUGUCAACAAUGGCCCAUGAUACCGAUGAUCAACCAGAUGUCGGGGUCGGGGUCGAGGCCACGAUAGAAGACAUUGCUAAUGAGAUUUCUAUAGACGAUGACCCAGCGGAACGGGACGAGCAUGAUGAUGCCGAGACGGUUGUUCGAGCUGAAGAAGAGUCCGUGAAGAAGAUGUCUGCUAUGGAUUCGCUGGCGACUUUGGAGAAAGAGUUUGCGGCUCUGCGUGACAAGAUUUAUGAUGAGCGGAUCUCAAAGCUCAACCGUGAGAUGGAGAUGCUUACUGGGCCGAAUCCAACACACCCCGAGUACCUGCGGCAGAUUGAAUGUGUGCAACGUCACCGAGACGCCAAGAUCAAAUACGAGGAAAACUUGUAUCGAUACCGCAUGAAGUCUCUAAUGAACAAAGCUCUCGCAGAGCGCUCGCAGGCACACAGCACGUAUUUCCAGCGUGUUCGAGAUGUGCGUGAGCGGCAUUCGUCUGCGAUCAGCAAGCAGUUCUAUGCAAUUCAGCAUGAUCGAUUCAAGACAGACGAACUCAGCCCACACCACAUCAUUGCCUUCCCAACUCGUCGCUCCCAGCAGAUUGCACAUCAGGCUGCAUACAAUCAUGAAGUUUCAAUCAUGGCCGGUGUUGCCAAAUACGUUGGCUUCCCCGCUGCACCUUCUCUCCUUGGUGCACGUCCAAGUGAACUUGAUGAUGAUCUUGAAAAGAUGGGCAUUGCCGUCGAGUCGCGUGCCUCGGCCCCUCGGCAUUCAUCGGCGAUGCCUCCCCGGCCUGUCGUGUCGACCAUGUCUUCCAACCCCUUCCGUAGCGCUGCGGAGGAAGCUUUCCUAGAACAAACUCCGUGGGCAAAUCCACAGCAUCCUAUUCACCAACAACAGCAACACAGCCAUCAACAGCAACAUUCUCACCAGCACCGGCCGCCAGCUCGUCCGUUUGAGCAGCCCCAGCCAUCAUCUUAUACCACCCCGGCAGCUCAGAAGCGGGUAGUUGAUGUGAAUGCGCCAAAUGGAUCCGCUUCAACGAUCCCCGAGAACGCAUCUGCCGCCAACUCAUCGGCAAACAACACUCCGUAUGGCCUGGAGCAAGAUCCCAGGCACCAGGCACAAGGACCUUUCCGCAAUCCAGAUUAUGACGGCGAUCAUCGCAAAUCCGGAUUCCGAUCCUUAAGUUCAUCGCCUUUGGAUGUGCGGAAAUCACAACCGCAUCUCACUCAUACCCUCGACCACCGCCCUCCCACUACCGAUGUCCCCUCUCACCCCCACCUCUUCUCUCCGCCUCCCGCACGACAAGGCUUGUUCCGGCCCUCAUCGGCUCUCCAACGGGAGCCUUCGCCAUCACUUUCCUCUAAACCGGUGGACGCGGUACAUUAUCGCCCCCAUCAGUCGGGCAUAUCGACAGGAUCUGGCUCAAAUCACAUGUCAACGCGAUAG